Messenger RNA from Agrilus planipennis (emerald ash borer), 936 nucleotides. RefSeq names its product dnaJ homolog subfamily C member 9. The record is from RefSeq and is a predicted model, not a curated record. Gene Ontology annotation, molecular function: heat shock protein binding. The transcript has 3 exons. NCBI's taxonomy places the organism in Eukaryota, Metazoa, Arthropoda, Insecta, Coleoptera, Buprestidae. The coding region runs from base 82 to 876 and encodes 264 amino acids. Gene Ontology annotation, cellular component: nucleus; cytoplasm.
AAACGAAAGUGACGUACGUCAACAAAAUAGAAAUAAUUAAAGUUUUUUAAAUUCAUUUCAGUUUAAUUAGUAGUAAUAAAAAUGGCGAAUUUGCGAAAAUUGUGCGAAGAAUAUUUUGGCAGCAAAGAUUUUUAUGAUAUUCUAAACAUAGACAAAACAGCUAGCCAACAAGAAAUUAAAAAAGCUUACUACAAACUUUCCCUGUCUGUUCACCCGGAUAGAGUUGAAGAAAGCGAGAAAGCGUAUGCAACCGAAAAAUUUAAAAUUUUGGGGAAAAUUCAUUCGAUUCUUCAAGACAAAGAAAAACGUAAAGUUUACGAUGAUACCGGCGAUUUUGAUGAAGAAAGCGAUGAUUUUUGCAAUUGGUUAAAUUACUGGAAGUCAAUGUUCAAAACUAUUACCGUGGAUGAUAUUAAAAAUUACGAAAAAAGUUACAUAGGUUCUGAAACUGAAAUACGUGAUAUCAAAAAAGCUUAUGUUUCUAACAAAGGAAAUAUGGACCGUAUUUUGGAAAUGGUUCCUUUUAGUAACUGUGAAAGUGAGCCACGUAUUAUUGAAAUCGUACAGAAACUUGUAGAUGAUGGUGAGGUAGAAGCAUACAAAACCUUUUUUAAUGAAUCAAAAGUUAAGAAACUUAGACGACAUAAAAAAUACAAAAAGGAAAGUGAAGAAUGUGCUGAUAUUGAUUUUGAAGAGCUUUCAAAUCAAAUAAGCAAAAGACAAGAAGAGAGAACCAAGCAAUUUGCUGAUAUGAUCUCCUCUAUUGAAGACAAAUAUAGCAAAAAUUCCAAGAGGAAGGCAAUUACAAAUGGUAAGGAAGACAAUAAAUCACCUAAUAAGAAAGUCAGAAGAUCAACAAGAACCAGUAAAAAGUAAAAUUUUGUUUAAUUACUUACUGUGUUGGAAAUGUAUAAGAAUUAGUUUAUUUUUAUUUCA